Molecule: messenger RNA, 745 nt
Organism: Monosiga brevicollis MX1
Lineage: Eukaryota; Choanoflagellata; Craspedida; Salpingoecidae
Exons: 3
Coding region: 1-621 (206 amino acids)
Biological process (GO): cell-matrix adhesion
Cellular component (GO): extracellular region; lysosome
Molecular function (GO): calcium ion binding
Source: RefSeq, a predicted model, not a curated record
AUGACGUCCAUGAAGGGAUUGGCCUUGGUGGCGCUUGCCCUCGCCUGCCUGGCCUGUGCCAAUGCCCAGCGCUGCGAUAUGCCGCAGGAGUUUGAGGCUCGGGUCGUGCGCUUUGACCCCGAUCGCCGUUACUACCACAACCACACCUCCCAGUACCGUAGCUACGGCGCGUACGCCUAUGAUGGUGUUGAACUGCGCAUCUGGCGCCGCGAGGACAUCACUGUUGGUGACUCGGCCACUGAUCGUGUGGAGGUGCUGGAGCUGUACAAGAGCCAAAAGGCCUACGUGACCAACCUCACCACUGGCAAGUGCACCAGCUACAACAUUAACUUCCCCUUCCGCCACCACGACAUCAACCCCAACGCACGUUUUGUCGGCUACGAGACCCUUGGCAACUCGGAAGACUCAAUCACCCUCAGCCAGUGGGUUGCGGUGAACCAAACCUACCACGGUGAACCCGGGGCUCAUGUCUACCAGACCUUCACCCAAGAGUGCGUCCCCGUGCGCGACGACGUCAUGGUGCCUGACUCAGGCUUCCACUAUGAGGAGUUUACCGAUGUCACCCUCGGCGUCCAGGACCCCAACAUCUGGAUCCCUCCUGCCGACUGCCACUCGGCUUAAGCAUCUUGCCAACACCAACUGUGUCUCGCUGCCACCAUCAAGACCCAGAGCCGAUAAUUGCUUUUCUUGACCAGUGACAUGCAAGUGUUUCAAAGCCCUGCUUUCAAUUGCACAUUGGCAGAUG